AUGAAAAUGAAUAAUUAUGCAUACUUUCCCAUUGCAGCACCUUUUGCAUUCAGAACACAUGGAUCAAGCCAUGACUUUGUUUUCAAGUUGACCGAUGUCAAAAUGAUUGAACAUGCCAGAAAGGUUUUAAAAGAUCAAGAAGUCCAUGUCAUGGGAAGAAUCAGAAAGUCUCAAACAGACUAUAAUCCCCAUUUCUCUUUCCAUCUUGACCCAAAUACCAUUACCUUUUUCAGCAUGGCCAUUGAAGUAUGUGAUGCUACUCUUACCUAUACUGAAGAGAAUCUCGAUGAAGCUUGUGGUGCUUUCCUUCCAGGUUCUUCUGGAUCAUCUGCCCAACCAACAUCUGACUCAACCACAGCCACAUCUGGUUCAAACUCUGGCCAAACCUUUGCUUCUGGAUCAGCAGCUCAACCAACAUCUGGUUCAAUCACUGCCACCUCUGCUUGA
Molecule: messenger RNA, 447 nt
Organism: Cavenderia fasciculata
Lineage: Eukaryota; Evosea; Eumycetozoa; Acytosteliales; Cavenderiaceae
Exons: 3
Coding region: 1-447 (148 amino acids)
Source: RefSeq, a predicted model, not a curated record